AUGUUGUUGGUGAAAAAUAAUAAUAACGGUCUUUUUAUGUUUUGUCAUGCAGAGGCCAGGAAGUUCGACCUUGUUGUAAUUGGGGGAGGAUCUGGUGGAUUGGCCUGCUCCAAAGAAGCUGCACAAUUUGGGAAGAAAGUUGCAGUAUUAGACUAUGUGUCGCCAUCUACCCAGGGAAGUAGGUGGGGCCUGGGUGGGACAUGUGUCAAUGUUGGGUGUAUCCCUAAAAAGCUGAUGCACCAGGCUUCCAUGCUAGGCGAACAUGUUCAUCAAGCAAGAGCCUUUGGCUGGAACGUCCCACAAAACAUCGCCAUUUCUUGGGAGACAAUGUGUGAUAAGGUGAACAGCUAUGUGAGAUCCCUGAACUGGGGUCAUCGAGUGCAGCUACAGGAUAAAGAGGUGGAAUAUAUCAAUGCUAAAGGCAGUUUCCUGGACAACUAUACAAUAAAGGCUGUCAAUGACAAAGGGAAAGAGUUUAUCCUUGAAGCUGACUCAGUUGUAAUUGCCGUGGGGGGAAGACCUGUUAUACCGGAAGAGAUUCCUGGUGCCUUAGAAAAUGCUAUUUCCAGCGAUGACAUUUUUUGGAUGAAAAAAACGCCAGGAAAAACGUUGGUUGUUGGAGGAAGCUAUGUGGCUCUGGAAUGUGCCGGUUUUCUCACAGGUUUAGGUUUUGAUACAACUGUGAUGGUUCGGUCCAUUCCACUCAGAGGCUUUGACCAGCAAAUGGCUGGGCUGGUCACAGGCUACAUGGAGGACCAAGGCACCAAGUUUUUAUGGAAGACCACUCCAGUCAGGAUUGACAAGACUGAUGGAUUGCAACUCAAGGUCGUGUCACAGGAUGGUCAAGGUCAUCAGGAAAGUGAGCUGUAUGACACAGUCCUCAUGGCUGUUGGUAGAAGAGCUGAGACCCGCAAGCUGUCUCUACAGAACACAUCUGUUUGUGUGGAUAACGUUUCGGGAAAGUGCUUGGGGAAUAAUGGAGAAGCUGAGCGCAGUGCUGUACCUCAUAUCUACGCCAUCGGCGACGUGCUACAGGGGCGCCCAGAGCUGACUCCGGUGGCCAUCAGAGCGGGGAAGCUGUUGGCACGGCGACUGUACGGAGGCUCAACAGAGCAGAUGGAUUAUGACAAGGUGGCCACGACGGUGUUCACCCCAUUGGAGUACGGAACUGUGGGAAUGUCAGAGGAGACAGCCAUCCAGAUGUACGGUGAAGACAACAUUGAGGUGUACCAUGCCUUCUACAAGCCAUUGGAGUUUGCAGUACCUGAACACAGUUCUGAGCAGUGUUACAUCAAGCUGAUAUGUGAGAGACAUGGAAAGAGAAAGGUGCACGGCUUUCAUCUGACAGGCCCUAAUGCAGGGGAAAUAACUCAGGGAUUUGCUGUAGCACUGAGAUGUGAUGCGUCCGCAGAUGAUGUGCUCAGCACUGUAGGAAUCCAUCCCACCUGCGCAGAAGAAGUAGUCAAACUUCACAUCACCAAACGCUCGGGCCUGGACCCUACAGUCACUGGUUGCUGAGGUUAGCUUGUACCCCAGCAGGUACCACCACCUGUGUAAAGAACAGCUCCACC
Molecule: messenger RNA, 1571 nt
Organism: Liolophura sinensis
Lineage: Eukaryota; Metazoa; Mollusca; Polyplacophora; Chitonida; Chitonidae
Product: thioredoxin reductase 2, mitochondrial-like
Biological process (GO): cell redox homeostasis; glutathione metabolic process; cellular response to oxidative stress
Cellular component (GO): cytosol; mitochondrion
Molecular function (GO): thioredoxin-disulfide reductase (NADPH) activity; glutathione-disulfide reductase (NADPH) activity; flavin adenine dinucleotide binding
Source: RefSeq, a predicted model, not a curated record